Molecule: messenger RNA, 5131 nt
Organism: Schistosoma bovis
Lineage: Eukaryota; Metazoa; Platyhelminthes; Trematoda; Strigeidida; Schistosomatidae
Source: the annotation of a GenBank genome assembly
AUGAAGCUUAUUGACACUUUAAUAUCUAGAAAAUCCGCUCUGUUGAGUAAACUGUCUUCUUUGGAGAAGGCCAACUUUAUUUCAGAUGACGUUUCAAAACCAGAUGAAGAUUUGCCAAGUGUGAAUAUCGUGAAACCACUGUCCACAGAUGACUUUAAUUCUCCUAUAAAACACCUCAGUACAAAGUUAUAUAAAGUAAAACGUUGUGAAAACAAUGCUGUGGAACUGAAAAAGCUGUCUAAAUCUAAGCAUAAUGAUGAUGCUGAUAUAAAUGCGUUUCAGGAACGAUUGAGACGUCAAAGACGUACUGAAUUAUUAGAGGAGCAAUUAGCUAGAGAACAUGAGGUACCUUCUAGUAAUCCUUCUGAUGAAAAACUAGAUGGUGGAUUUUGUGUCCCGGGUUCUAUUUGGUGUCGAUUAUUUGAUUAUCAACGAAAAGGUGUCAAAUGGUUAUGGGAUCUUCAUCAAAAAGGAUAUGGUGGUAUUAUUGGAGAUGAGAUGGGUUUGGGAAAAACCAUACAGAUUAUUGCCUUACUAGCUGGAUUGCAUUAUUCGAACAUAGAAGAUAGAUCGUAUCGUUUAUAUCUAUCUACUCGUAAUCUAACUUCGGAAUGUCAGCAAGAAUUUUUAGGAUUAGGUCCGACCUUAAUUGUUUGUCCAGCUACAGUAUUAAACCAGUGGAUGUCAGAACUCCAUUCAUGGUGGCCUCCGAUUCGUGUGGCCAUAUUGCAUUCGACUGGAUCCGGCUAUGGAAAGCCAAAUAAACUUAUACAAAUGAUAACUAAUAAUCCAGGAAGUGUUCUUCUAACCACGUAUUCAACUCUAGUGACUUAUCGUGAUAUGCUAACAUCUCGAAAUUGGUCGUAUGUUAUACUGGAUGAAGGGCAUAAAAUAAAAAAUCCAGAAGCUGAGGCUACAUUAGCUGUUAAACAUUUUUCCACUCCUCAUCGUUUGAUUCUUUCUGGUAGUCCAAUUCAAAAUAAUCUACGUGAAUUAUGGUCACUUUUUGAUUUUGUGUGUCCUGGACGAUUAGGACCUUUGCCAGAAUUUAUGCAACAAUUUUCUAUACCAAUUACUCAGGGAGGUUAUGCUACCGCUUCACCACUUCAGGUUGAAACAGCUUAUCAAUGUGCAUGUACUUUACGAGAUCUUUUAAAACCCUAUCUCAUUCGAAGACUUAAAGCUGAUGUACAAAUUCAACUGCCAGCUAAAUCAGAACAAGUUUUGUUUUGCCGACUAACUGAUUAUCAGCGAAAACUCUAUCGAGAAUACUUAGAGUCUCAAGUAUGUCAAGAUUUACUAAAUGGAAAAGGCAAUAUUUUUCCUUCUUUAAUAUUAUUAAGAAAUUUAUGCAAUCACCCAGAUUUAGCUACAGGUGGUCCAAGAGAUAGUUGUUUUCUAAAUGAAGAGUUUGAGUCUGAUAAACAAGGUAUUGAAAAUGUAUGCUUAUCUUAUUCAUGGUCAAGAUUUGGUUGCCCACGUAGAUCUAGUAAAAUGUUAGUUGUUGCUUCACUUCUUAAAAACUGGUAUGAUCAAGGACAUAAAGUUCUACUGUUUUCACAAAGUCGUCGUAUGCUUACAUUACUUGAACGUUUAGUACAGUUGAUGAAGUUUUCUUAUCUUAGAAUGGAUGGAACAACUCCUGUUAGCCAACGUCAUGAACUUAUUCGACGUUUCAAUUAUCGUUCAACAUCGGAUAGUGAGAAAAUAGAUAGGACAACAGAUCAGUUAGACAUAUUUCUAUUUUUAUUAACUACACGUGUUGGCGGUUUAGGUGUAAAUUUAACUUCAGCUAAUCGAGUACUUAUCUAUGACCCAGAUUGGAAUCCUACUACUGAUCUACAAGCUCGUGAAAGAGCAUGGCGUAUCGGACAAUCAAGAGAUGUUGUUAUUUAUCGUUUAUUGACAAGCGGUACUAUUGAAGAAAAAAUAUAUCAUAGACAAAUAUUCAAACAAUUUCUUACUAAUCGAAUUCUAAAAAAUCCACGUCAGCAGCGAUUUUUUAAAACAAACGACCUUCAAGAAUUAUUAACUUUUGAAGAUGAAUCAGAUAUACAAAUCCCAGAAACAGCUUUGUACUUGAAAUCGGAAGGUAUGGGUCAUACACUGACUAAUUCAUUAACCGAGAAUCGAUUUGAUAUACUUGCUAAAAAACUGAAAGAUAAUCCAUUGCAAAGCAAAUCAUCACGCGUGAAUACAGAGAUUAGUAGUGGUAGUGAUGUUGAUGAUGAUGAGAAGGAGGAGGAUGAAGAUGAAAAAGAAUCGAAGGUUUCUGUGGAUGACAAUUUUAUAAACACUUCGUUAUAUCCUGAUGCAAAAAAUAAGCGUACAGAACAACUUCGUCAACUUGCUAAAGAAAUAAGCCGUCGUAUAGCGGAGGAAUGUUCAAACAAAGAUAAUUCAGUUGAAUCGGUUACUAAGCAGUCUAAAGAAAUGACUUCAAACAAAUAUAGUUUAAAUCGCAAACGUAAAUCUGAUAACAGAGGGACACGGGUGGAUGGAAAACGAAUCAAGCUAGUAGCAAAACAGUGCAGGUAUGAUGUUGGUGAAGGCAUGGAUAUCUCUUUAUCUCGAAAUCAACUUGCUGAACCAACCAAAGCGACAAGCAGUAAUGCUGAAGAUGAUAACUUUAUUCAAAAUGUCUUAGCCAGUUCUUGUUUCAGUAGCAGUUACUUAUCCAGUAAUAAGCAAGACUACUCUACGGUUUCUUCCUUUAAGGAGAAGCGAUCAAUGGUAGAUCAAGAUACGCGUGAUGAAGCAAGUCGAGUUGCGAAAGAAGCUCUAAAGAAUAUUCAGAAAUUUCACAAAUCCAAUGAAAUGAAAUGUAAAGAGUCAUUUCGAAAAAAUAAAGAUGAUGUCGAAAAGGCAAAAAUUGGAAAAUCUUCAAAAAUUAAAUGUACAGAUCAUCAAGAUUUCCACUCACUUUCUUCCCAUAAAUCAUUAAAAUUCACACAAAAAAUAUCCGCAAGCAGUUCACCGAUAUUUCGUCAAAUAACUCAAAUAGUACAUCAUGAUAAAUUAUUGGAUGAAAUGACUAAUCCAAAUCACAUUGAUUCUUCAUUUGACCAAUUGGCCGUGAAUCGAUUAGCGAAUAAAGCUAUUAUUGCUUUAGAAGAAGAAGUCAAGCGUUGGCAGCAAAGUAAUAUCAGAUCUUUUUCUCAAACUACAGAAAUAACUCAACAUAGAUUAGUAUUUUAUCCUUUUGGUCAAGCUAAAAAUCGUUUCCUUUGGAAUCGAAAUGAAUCAACUAGUUAUGGUUAUAUUCAACUUUUACAAGCAUCAAGUGAUUUUGAAUGCUCAACUAAAAAAGCUUAUAAUGAAAAUUCAGCUAAUUUACAUGUUAGAUUUAGUUCAGAAUUACUUUUAAGUCUUAUACGUUCGCGUAAAAUCAUUCGUCAUAAUCAUUUACACAGUUCAUCUAGUACCGAAUCAGUUGAUUCUGUGUUAAAUCAUUCAAUGCAGCGUCUUUGUGCUGAACUUAUUCGAACACUUGGCAGUUCGAAUACUGUUACAAGUGAAUAUUUAGCAAUACAUUUUAAAUCUAUUCUGAAUGAGAACAAUGAUUGUGCUACAGUAAAUAUUCGAAAUAACGCUACUGUUGUAAAUAGAAGUAUUACAUCCCGACAUUUUCGCUCUUUGCUUAAACAACUUGCAAUAAGACAUCGGUCAAAAUGUGAUCAAUCUCAACUGGAUUUACCUUCACGUGGUCGCUUGGAUGAUGUAUGGACUUUGCGUGAUAAAUUUCAGUCUAUUGCUAGUUAUCUCUUAGUAAACUUGGCAGUGGCAGAAAGGUUGGAUCAAUGAAGCAACAUUGUAAUAUAUUGACACGAUAUGUUCAUUGCUACCUCAUACAUUUGUAUAGUUUAUUUUAAUACAGAAUCUAAUAUGCACACUCCUAACUUUUAUUUUUUAAAUAUAGAAUUACUAAGAACGUGGUUUUCUUUCACUAAUGUGUGAAUAUCAAUUACUAGUUAUCUCAAAAAUUUUAGAUGAACUUUUAUUUUUAAAACCAGAAAAUUGGUGCUAGAAAUACAAUGCCUUUUUAGUGCCUUUCCCAGAAAAUAUCGGUAAACCAAACCGUUAUGUCCGAACAAAGAAUAAAUGAGUUGUAACUUCCAGGAGUUAUUUAUAACUUGUUGUUGUAUAUAUAUUCUUAUCGUACAAUUGCUAAGUAACUAAAUCGUAUAAGUUUACAUUCCUUUUAUCACAAAUUUUCAUUUGAUCCAUUGGAUACUGUUGUACGAUUUACUUUCCCUAAUUUAUUCCUAAGCUAUUAGUUUGCAACCUGCUAUACUCAGCUACAUCUGGCUUGAUCUUUCACAAUAAUUAUUUUUCAUUUUACAGUGUGAUGCGAUCUCGUAUGCUUGUACAUAAACAGCGUAUAUCUGAAAUAUACGAUUUAUAUUGCGGAGGAUUAUAUUUAUGUUCUGGGCUGGGCGAGGAGCUGCUAUACAGAGUAUUAAUAGUCUGAGAGUUGAAUCAAGGCCACUGGUGUUGCUUGACGCACCAUUGGUUUAGCACAGGGACUAGGUCACAGAAGUUGGUAUCCCGAUUAGGGAUUUUGUCACGUGAUAUUUGACGGGUCAGAGGACAUAAUAGAAGUCAAUGAUGUAACGUAGUGACUAGAUGGAGGCCAAAAAGGAUAUGACAUUAGUGCAUGAAGUCACUGAUUGUUGGACUGAGAUAUGUAGGUAGGUACAAACUGUCUGGUUGGGGUCUAUGUGUUUAUCGUAACCACUUGUUAAUGUCUUUGAGUGACAUGGCUCGAAAUCGUUUGUAAUAGCGCAGAUGCAUUCACUAUUUGUCUUCUCUUAUAUCGUAAGUUCCUAAAUUUCUAAUAGUUCUUUUUUGUCUCAUAAGUAUAUAUGUUCUAAAAUCGUAUCUUCGAUCUCUAAUCUUUUUUAUUGCCACUGAUUCAUUUGUUACUUGUACUACGGGAUUCGCCCUGACCUUGGUCUCUAUAUUUUCACUUUUAUAACCAUCCAGAGGUUAUAUUUUAAAUUGAUCGUAAAUGAAGUAUAUUUCAGGUUUAAUCAUUCUGAACUUCUCUCCCGAAGCUGAGGUGUAGUGCUUGUAUGGACUAAUGACUCCUUUGUACUUGAUAACUACCUGAUUUCGAAUUCCAAAUACA